This is a messenger RNA of Xyrauchen texanus (razorback sucker), 2239 nucleotides long. RefSeq names its product transcriptional adapter 3-like. Lineage: Eukaryota; Metazoa; Chordata; Actinopteri; Cypriniformes; Catostomidae. Gene Ontology annotation, molecular function: transcription coactivator activity. The transcript has 9 exons. Bases 300 to 1586 code for a protein of 428 amino acids. Gene Ontology annotation, biological process: regulation of transcription by RNA polymerase II. The record is from RefSeq and is a predicted model, not a curated record. Gene Ontology annotation, cellular component: SAGA complex.
AAAACAUAGACCCGCUUAUGUCUGGAAUAUACCAUUCCCAUUAUAUCUAUGUAAUUUUGGAGUAAGUAACAUAUAUAUGGGGGUGUUUCUCUGAAAGUGAAUAGUGAUACUGUAAAAACUUAAUAAAAAUUUGUCACAAAUUAUGUUACUAAUACACACGUUAAUGAUGCAAAACUCCCUGUAAUACGUAUUCUUGUUAAUCGUUUAUUCGGUGAGCGGUCUCCCCCCGCAUUCAAAUAAUGGAUUAGUCAGUAAUGGAUGCUCCUUCAACGGAGAUUUAAAUUCCUGUUACUGAGAAGAUGAGUGAGCUGAAGGACUGUCCCCCUCUGAAGUACUACGACUUCAAACCUGUGGACCAUGUGAAAGUGUGUCCACGAUACACUGCUGUGCUCAGCCGCUCAGAGGAUGAUGGCAUUGGCAUUGAAGAGCUGGACACCCUUCAGCUGGAGCUGGAGACACUCCUUUCUUCUGCGAGCCGGCGUCUCAGAGCACUGGAAGAACAGAGACAGAUUCUUACAGACUGGCAGGACAAAAAAGGGGACAAACGGUUCCUGAAAUUGGGGAAAGAUGCAGAUCUUUCAGCUUCUCGCCAUUCAAAGCCCAAGAAACCGAAGCUUGAUGGAAAAGGUAGUCAUGCUCCCGGGCCUGGACCAGGCAGACCGAAGUCUAAGAACAUACAGACCAAAAUCCAGGAUUUUGAGUUUGAAGUGGACCCGCAAGAUAUACCCCGCAAUCCCAAAAAUGAUGCUCCCAACAGAUUCUGGGCCUCGGUGGAGCCUUACUGUGCGGACAUCACAAAUGAAGAGGUCAGAGUGCUUGAAGAACUGCUCAAACCACCUGAAGAUGAAUCUGAGUACUACAAGAUCCCAGCCCUGGGGAAGCAUUAUUCUCAGCGUUGGGCUCAAGAGGACCUGUUAGAGGAGCAAAGAGAGGGAUCAAGGGCCAAUGACAAGAAGAAAAGCAUGAUGGGUCCUCUUUCUGAACUGGAUGCCAAAGAUGUAGAUGCCCUUCUUAAGAAGUCUGAGUCACAGCAUGAGCCCCCGGAGGACAGCUGUCCUUUUGGCCCUCUUACUCAGCGGCUUCUACAAGCACUUGUUGAGGAAAAUAUUAUAUCCCCCAUGGAGGAUUCCCCCAUUCCAGACAUUCCAGGAAAGGACGAUGGAGCUGGUACAUCUCCUCGCAGCCAGGGCAAAGCCUUCAGUGUACCUCACACACGCUCUCUAGAGGCUCGUAUAAGAGAGGAGCUUGUGUCUCAGGGGUUGCUGGACUCUGAUGAGAGGCAAGGUGUCGGGGGUGAGUCUGAAGACGAGGUGCUGGCUGAGCUUCAGAAGAGACAAGCUGAACUCAAAGCACUGACCACCCACAAUCGCGCACGCAAGCAAGAGCUUCUCAAGUUGGCACGGGAAGAGAUGCAAAAACAGGAGCUUUGUCACCGAGUUCGAGUGGCUGAUAACGAGGUCAUGGAGGCCUUCCGUCGCAUUAUGGCAGCCAGGCAAAAGAAACGCACUCCAACAAAAAAAGAGAAAGAUCAGGCUUGGAAAGCACUGAAAGAGAGAGAAAGUAUUCUCAAACUUUUAGAUGGAUAAAUAUGAUCAGCAGCUAUCUUGUGUUGUAUGUUAAUUUGUAUGAUUUGGCUAGGGACCAUUCAUACAGACAACAUCAAACGAACAGUCUGGCACCUAGGUUAAAAUAAGAAGUGGUCCGAGACUUUUAUUACAGUAGGCAACUUGAAGAACAUGCCAGAGAAUAUUUAAUGUGAUAAUAUUGUACUUAUGUUCAUAUACUUUGACUGCUUUCUAUCCACAAUUAGACUUGUUCAUGACUAGUUAUGAAUCAAGGUGUUUGACACUAAGGACUAUAAGUGCCACAGACUAUACAAUAUGCCAGAACUAUGGCACCUCCCGUUUACCAUAUGUUUUAUUUUAUUAUUUAUUUUUUAUUUAAUUUUUUGUCUUUUAAAUGCAAGUGAUUACCAAAAUAGAUUGAUAAUGUAAAAACUAUUGUCAUAGUGUUAAUAGUAUUUUGGUUUCUACAUUUUUAUAGGGCAAGGAGUUGUAAAAAGGUAUUUUAAGAAAUGUGUCUUUUGUUUGUAAUUAGAAAUUAAGUGUAUGUUGUUGUUUUGUCCAUUGUGAGUUAAGUUGUCUGCAUCUGACAGUUUUUAUAGUGUUCUAAGCUGUUGCAUGUAUGUGUAAAAAUAAAAAUAUAAGUUUGUAUGUCCUAUUCGCCAACAGUCAGAAGC